Molecule: messenger RNA, 2170 nt
Organism: Labrus bergylta (ballan wrasse)
Lineage: Eukaryota; Metazoa; Chordata; Actinopteri; Labriformes; Labridae
Gene: pard6gb
Product: par-6 family cell polarity regulator gamma b
Biological process (GO): centrosome cycle; establishment or maintenance of cell polarity; regulation of cellular localization
Cellular component (GO): nucleus; cell cortex; apical plasma membrane
Molecular function (GO): protein binding
Source: RefSeq, a predicted model, not a curated record
CUCUUAAGUCAACGCGGCGAGCUGCUCACCGCUUCUUCUCCUGUGAAGUCCCCUAGUCUGUCUGGAGGAACAUAUUGAAGAAAACAACAGCAGGAGGUGAAAUAAACGAAAGAAAGCAGACAUUUCUCUACUGGACACGAAUCGGGAGGAUUUCCUACCGUAAACCCGGGGGACCAGAGAGCCCCUCUUUCUGCGGGCAAAGGCGGCUGAACUUUUUUUUUUUUUUUUUUUUUUUUUUUUAAACUGCAACUUAAAAACAAAAUGAAUCGGAGCUUUACCAGAUCGCAACCUCUACGAAAUGCGGAUUGUAACGCGGUGGAAGUGAAAAGCAAGUAUGGGGCUGAAUUUCGCCGGUUCUCUGUUGACCGGGUCAAGCCUGGCAAGUUUGAGGAGUUUUACAAGCUCAUCCUGCACAUUCACCGCAUCGCCAACAUGGAGGUGAUGAUCGGCUACGCUGACAUUCAUGGUGAUUUGCUGCCGAUCAACAACGACGACAACUUCUGCAAGGCGGUAUCGACGGCUCAUCCGCUGCUGAGGAUCUUCAUACAGAGACAAGAAGAGGUCGACUACGCCAACUUCGGCACAAACACGAUCACGCGUCGGAAGAAGGCUGUGGUCGCUCUGCGCAACAACGACGUCAACAGAAAACGGCCGCACAUCCGCAUCGGCAUGCCGCAGGACUUCCGGCCCGUCUCCUCCAUCAUCGACGUGGACAUCCUGCCGGAGUCCCACCGCCGCGUCCGACUGUACCGCCACGGCUCGGACAAGCCCCUCGGCUUCUACAUCCGAGACGGGACCAGCGUGCGGGUGACGCCGCACGGGCUGGAGAAAGUCCCCGGCAUCUUCAUUUCUCGGAUGGUGCCUGGAGGGCUGGCGGAGAGCACCGGGCUGCUGGCGGUUAACGAUGAGGUCUUGGAGGUUAACGGGAUUGAGGUGACGGGAAAGUCCUUAGAUCAGGUGACGGAUAUGAUGAUCGCCAACAGUCAUAACCUGAUCGUGACGGUGAAGCCUGUGAACCAGAGAAAUAACGUGGUCCGCAGCAGCAGGAUCUCUGGAAGCUCGGGACAGUCGUCCGACAGCAGCGGUUCAACUGGUUACCCAAGUUUGUCCAUUGCUACAGCGGGGGUGACGUCGAGCGGCGCACACGGUUACCAAGACGACCUGGAGAGUGAUGAAGAGACGGAUAUCGUCAUCGAGAGUAGCCUCAAGCGGCCGUCCCAGAGGUCCAACGCUUCCCUGGCGUCCACCGCGUCCCGCACACACCAGCAGACGCAAUCGACGGCUCAAAAUCCAGCGGCGCCCCCGAGCCCUCCCACACGUCCUUCGUCGGUGGUCUCCACCGCCUCCUUCCACUCCCAGCCCAGCCUCAACGGAGGGUCCCACCAUCACAGCAGCCUCAGCUACCAGCUCCACAGAGACCUGAACCUUCAGCACCAACAGUCCCAGCAGCGUCAUCACCACGUACAGCCUCCACAUUACAGCAGCAACCCGGCGCUGCGUCACAGCAACGGCAGCCUACACAAAAUCCUCAGCUCCAUGAAAUCUGACCCACGACACAGUCUGGCACUGCCCAGGGGAGGAGUUGAGGAGGAUGGCACCGUCAUUACCCUAUAAUACUAAAAAAAAAAAAGACACACACACAUAGACGGACAGAAACAUCCCCACCGCUCAGAGACUUAAAGUGGAACACCAGGCCAUAUAAUGAGCGUGACUGUGUUUAGUAAGAUUCUCAUUUUGUAACUUCUGUUUGUUUUUACAAGAUGAUUAAUAACAGGAAGUUACAAACCAGGAAACAAGGAAGAUGUAAUUUGUAUAUUUUUUCGUGUUUUUUAAAAUGUGUCUUAAAUGAAAAGAUUUGUAUGUAUGUUUGUACUAAGCAUUAGAACAAAGCGUUUUUAGGCGAGUCCACUGUAUGUUAAGAGUUCUGAAUGUGCCUACAGUCUGAUAUCUUUUCUUAGUGACCACUUUUAUUAUGAUCCUUUUCAUUCUUAUUACUGGGACCAACUGGGGGUUUUUGCUUGUGGACAUUUUUAAAGAGUAAAUCUAUAUUUCUUAUAUUCUAAAUGCUGUGUAGAGUAUGAAUUUUUUUAGAGUUCUUUUAUGCAUUGAUGAUUGUGAUCAAAUUACCUGUAUCUGUUCCAAUAAAUUAUUCUCACGAUUUUUCAAACUA